AUGCCUCAAAUGAAUGGAAAGAAAUCCAAUACAUCAAUGACAACCCGCAUGGCUGAUCAAGUAUUAGCCUGUAAUUUAUUUCCUGAAGAGGACCAAGGUAUGGGAGAUGACCAAGUAGACCAAGAAGAAAAGAAGAAGGAUCCUCUCUCCAGCCAAGUAUGGAGAAUGUAUACCAAGGCUAAAGAUACGCUUCCCAACGGAUCCAGACUAGAAAACCUGACAUGGCGUAUGAUGGCAAUGACUUUGAAGAAGCAAGAUGCUGCUCAAUCCCCAUCAACAUCCUCAUCCUCGGAACACUUGGAUACUACUUCGGCUCCUGAAUUGAAUGAAAAUAAGCCUAUGGUUUCUAAAUCACCACCAAUGAAAACUGAUAGCAUCAAUAUCCCUGUAAAUUAUAACGAAGACCCUAUUGUGAGUUUUAGUGAGCCAUAUCAUUCGCCCACAUCAUCAUCUACCUUCUUUUUCGGUAAUGAUCCUCCUGCUACCAGUGCUCUCUCUGUUGCUGCUUCUGCUUCUGCCACUACGACAUCUUUGAAUAUGGGCGCUGUGAGCUUUGAAGACAUGCUCAACUUGUAUUAUAAUCCUGUUACAAAUGCUGGUCAAUUCACAGAUAUGAAUACAACUGCUACUGAUUCCAUCGACAUCGCACCUGCUCCUAUAAGCCAUCAUUUGGAUUACGCCCAUUCGCCAUCUCCGUCUGUUUCAUCUGUUGAAGAAGAGCCUCACCCACAAACACACCAUCAAAAGCCUCAACAAAAUGCCCAAACCCAAUGCCACAAUUGCUCUACUAGAACUACACCGCUCUGGCGUAGAGAUCCCAGUGGAAACCCUCUCUGCAAUGCCUGUGGUCUAUUUUUGAAGCUUCACGGUGUCGUACGGCCAUUGAGUCUCAAGACGGAUGUGAUCAAGAAGAGAAACAGAGGUGCUGCUGGAUCCACUGCCAAUGCCAAUGCUUCUGCUUCCACUGCUCCCACUGCUAUUACCGCUUCUACCUCAACACACGCUAGAAAGGAAGUACCUUUAUCAAGCUCAUUACCCACCACAAGCAGAAUCCAAGCCAUUCCUACUCGUCCUUCUCAAAUCAAGCGUCAACGUCGCAGCUAUCAAAAGCAACCUCGUCCAACCACGCCAACAUCUCAACUUCCUACUACGCCCUCCCAUUUGCAACAGCAAUCCAUUUUAUCAAGCUCACUGCCAAACCAUUACGAUAGCAACGAUGUCAGCUUCCUUGGUACCUCUCUUCCUACACCUAAUCCUAUGACCAGCACUUCUACCUCUUACUUUAAUUACAUGUCAUCUUCACCUCCUCCUCCUCCUCCCGCAUUACAUUACUCUUCUUCCAACUCAUCACUUGCUAGUUUGGGUCAAGCUAAUACCAAUUCUACUGCUACGCCUGCUCAACAGCAACCACCUCAAACACAAGGCGAUGUGUAUUCAUUGCUUGAAAACAUUGGCGUGCAAUUGAACAACUUGCCACCCGAGUUAUUACCAUUGAUUGCAUCUGCUGCUAACUAUCAGGCUCAAACAAUGAACGUCAAUAACAACAGCAGCAAGACAUCACCUUUAAUGCCAAAUGAGUUGGUGUUUAGCCAAAAUACAGCUGCCUCUCCCAAUAACUCCAAGAAUACUACUAUGCUUGACCAUCAUCAAGGUCAAUUUUACUAA
Molecule: messenger RNA, 1665 nt
Organism: Mucor velutinosus
Lineage: Eukaryota; Fungi; Mucoromycota; Mucoromycetes; Mucorales; Mucoraceae
Product: Serine/threonine-protein kinase env7
Exons: 2
Coding region: 1-1665 (554 amino acids)
Biological process (GO): positive regulation of transcription by RNA polymerase II; negative regulation of transcription by RNA polymerase II
Molecular function (GO): RNA polymerase II cis-regulatory region sequence-specific DNA binding; DNA-binding transcription factor activity, RNA polymerase II-specific; zinc ion binding
Source: RefSeq, a predicted model, not a curated record